CUUUUUUUGAAAGUUUCUAACCGGAUGUGUGGAAUUGUUCUAGAAGGAAGAUCACAAACAUGAAGAUAUGCUAACCUGCUGUCCCAAACAUUGACGUUUUAUCAUCCAAGACACUUUCUUUCAUUCUCCACCCGACUUGUGGUCGACUCGGAAGACAGUUUGACGGCUCGACUAUCGAGUUUUGUCAUGUCGUCGCCAGUGGAGAUGACGGAGAUGUACGACCACGCUCUGCUGGGCAUCCUGCAGCACGCUGGGAACAUUCAAGACUUUCUCCAAAUCUACUUUGGAUUUUUGUACCGAAAGACGGACUUCUAUCGCCUUCUCUCCGGUCCCGGGGACAAGAUGGGCUUCCCGCCCGGUGUUGCCGAACAGAUGGUGGUCAAGACGUACAAACUGUUUGAAAAGAUGGCCGAUCACAACCGUGAGCUGCAGAAGAGGCAAGAGGAGACCAGAACCGUCCCUGCGGCUGUCCAGGAGCUGGAGGUCACCUCCGAGCCCCAGCAGGUGAGUCUGGAGGAGGCCACGGCAGCGGCCAGCACAGCCCCGGAUCCUGUUCCUGAGACUGAACCUCAACCCGCCGGUGUUGGAGCAGCUCGUCCACUGGCUCAGGCAGACCUGGCGGCGGCAUCAAACUCAGCAGAGUCAAAUCAGGAGACGCCGAAGCUGGAUUCGGACAGUUACAAUGGCGCCGUGAGGGAAAACUACAAGUGGUCCCAGGACUACACGGAUGUAGAGGUGCGCGUGUUCGUGCCCAAGUCGGUGGUCAAAGGUCGACAGGUGAGCGUCACAUUGCACAGCAACAGCGUGCGCGUGUGCACGAGGGCGGGGCCACAGGAGGAGACGCUGAUGGAGGGAGAGUUCACACAUAAGAUCAACACGGAAAACUCCCUGUGGAGCCUGGAACCUGGCAACUGCGUCGUCCUGUCACUCAGCAAAACCUCGGAGGUCUGGUGGAAAGCGGUCCUCAAAGGCGAGGAGGAGAUCGACGUGAACCAAAUCAACCGCGAGCGCUCCAUGGCGACCGUGGAUGAGGACGAGCACGCCGUCCUGGACCGCCUCACCUUCGACUACCACCAGAAGCUGCAGGGCAAGCCGCAGAGUCACGAAGUGAAAGUGCAUGAGAUGCUGAAGAAGGGCUGGGACGCCGAGGGCUCGCCGUUUCGAGGACAGCAGUUCGACCCCUCCAUGUUUGACAUCCCCCCAAGUGCGGUGCAGUUCUGAGGCCCCGCCCACCCGCAGGUCAUGACAACAAACUUGUGCUUUAAUGACAUGAUUGGGUGUGUGUGUGUGUGUGUGUGUGUGUGUGUGUGGGCGGGGUCAGCCGUGUCAGUAGCACAAUGACAUCGUAGUGUGACCUCACAGUGUCAGAUGCCAAUCAGUUUAACAAGCUUGUGGUGACUAUUCCUUGUCCGCCAAUCAACACACUGCACUGUAUCUAGCUCCGCCCCUUUCUCCCAGCAGCAGGGGGUGUCAACAAUCAGGUACAGGUCUGUUGUUUGGUACCACUUCCAGUCGGGGACAAUGGAAACACAAAAACGUGCACCGCUGGGCGUGUCAAGUGUUUUUUUAUUCUCAAAAGAAUGAAAAGUCACAUUUGUUCUAAAAUGAAAUAAAUCACUUGUCGGGCUUUA
Messenger RNA from Nerophis ophidion (straightnose pipefish), 1631 nucleotides. RefSeq names its product NudC domain containing 3 (gene nudcd3). The record is from RefSeq and is a predicted model, not a curated record. Lineage: Eukaryota; Metazoa; Chordata; Actinopteri; Syngnathiformes; Syngnathidae. Bases 187 to 1221 code for a protein of 344 amino acids. The transcript has 6 exons. Gene Ontology annotation, cellular component: cytoplasm. Gene Ontology annotation, biological process: protein folding.